AUGAGCAACAUCCCAGACGCUGAUCCUGACGAACCCGUCGAAACCAAGCCCUUCAAGUUCGUCACUGGCUACGAUGCCCGCUUCCCCAAUCAAAACCAAACAAAGCACUGCUGGCAAAACUACGUCGACUACCAUAAGUGUAUCAUAGCCAAGGGCGAGGACUUCCGCCCAUGCAGACAGUUCUACCUCGCCUACAGAUCACUCUGCCCGAAGGGUUGGACCGAUAGAUGGGAUGACCAGCGCGAAGCCGGCAACUUCCCCGCUCGUCUCGAUCGGUAG
Messenger RNA from Blastomyces gilchristii SLH14081, 279 nucleotides. RefSeq names its product cytochrome c oxidase subunit 6b. The record is from RefSeq and is a predicted model, not a curated record. The coding region runs from base 1 to 279 and encodes 92 amino acids. The transcript has 5 exons. Gene Ontology annotation, cellular component: mitochondrion; respiratory chain complex IV. NCBI's taxonomy places the organism in Eukaryota, Fungi, Ascomycota, Eurotiomycetes, Onygenales, Ajellomycetaceae.